AUGAAGGGCCCCUCCAUAGCUGCGAGCAUCCCCCGAUUGAAGCUCUCCUCCGGCCAUUACAUCCCUCAAGUCGGCUUCGGCCUGUGGAAGGUCCCAGCGGCCCAGACCGCCGACGCCGUCUACGGAGCCAUCAAGGCCGGUUAUCGCCACAUCGACGGCGCCUACGGCUACGCCAACUCGGCCGAGGCAGGCCAGGGGGUCCGCCGCGCGAUAGCCCACGGGCUCGUAAGCCGAGACGACCUCUUCAUCACGUCGAAGCUGUGGAACAACCACCACGCGCCAGCGCACGCGACGCGCAUGGCAAACGAGGAGCUCGGCGCCUGGGGCCUCGACCACCUCGACCUCUACCUCAUCCACUUCCCCAUCGCGACGCAGUGGGUCGACCCCUCCGUCUCGCGCUUCCCCUCGUGGCACGCCGACGCCGCCAAGACGCGGCUGCACCCGCGCGCCCGCGUGCCCCUCGCCGACACGUGGCGCGCCCUCGAGGCCCUCGUCGACGCGCCGGGCGUCCGCGCCGGCCCCGUGCGCUCGAUCGGCGUGUCCAACUUUGACGCCCAGCUGCUCUACGACCUGCUGACCUACGCGCGCGUCCCGCCCGCCGUGCUGCAGGUCGAGCACCACCCCUACCUCGCGCAGCCGCAGCUCGUGGCCGUGGCGCGCGAGAGCGGCGUCGCCGUCACGGCCUACUCGACGUUCGGCCCGCAGUCGUUCCUCGAGCUCGGCAACCCGCGCGCCGCCGCCGUGCCGCCGCUCAUGGAGGUGCCCCUCGUCAAGGCCAUCGCUGCGAGGCAUGGCCGGACGCCGGGCCAGGUGCUGCUGCGGUGGUGCACGCAGCGCGGCAUCGUCGUCAUCCCCAAGUCGAUGCGGGCCGAGAGGGUGCGGGAGAACCUCGACUGCUGCGGGUUUGACCUCGAGGCCGGGGAGCUGGACGCCAUUUCGGGACUGGAUCGGGGUUUGAGGUUUAAUGAUCCGGGCGUGACGCAUGGCGAGUCUGUCAGGAUAUUCGCUUGA
This is a messenger RNA of Verticillium nonalfalfae, 1011 nucleotides long. Its product is annotated as NAD(P)H-dependent D-xylose reductase (XR). The transcript has 2 exons. Gene Ontology annotation, cellular component: cytosol. Gene Ontology annotation, molecular function: aldose reductase (NADPH) activity. The record is from RefSeq and is a predicted model, not a curated record. NCBI's taxonomy places the organism in Eukaryota, Fungi, Ascomycota, Sordariomycetes, Glomerellales, Plectosphaerellaceae. Bases 1 to 1011 code for a protein of 336 amino acids.